AUGGGUGAGUUAUUUACAACGCUGGCUAAACGUGGAGCAUGUCGUGCACCGCAUCAGUGGCCGCCAAUAUGCAACUGCCCAGAGUCGUCUUUUGGCCUGGUUGUGCCGCUGCCUCUAUUGUUCAGAAAUAUGUUCCUGUCAAAGUUUGAGUAUCAACUUGAAGGUGUGGUGGUUUCAGUGAGCGAAGGAAAACGUCCGGAGAAAAUGAUUACUAGUCUACCGGGGAAUAUACCAGCUCUAUGGCCCGGCGAUCUGAUAUCGUUCUACCGUGAGCAGUUUACAUCGGAUCUCAUCUACGAAGCGUUGCUAUAUGAAUCACGAAUGUGUGACACGGGGGACUAUGUGCUUGUCAACACCUUUGAAGAAUUGGAAGGAAGAGAGGCGGCAGCGGCGCUUUCCAUCAAAGGAUGUCCAUCUGUGUCAAUAGGCCCUGUAUUUCUCCCUAAUUUGUUAGGAGGGGAGAACUCGACGCUGAGCAACAUGUCUAUGUGGGAGGAAGACGAUAGCUGCUUGCACUGGCUCGACAAACAACGCCCGCGCUCUGUGUUGUAUGUAUCCUUUGGCAGCUUGGCCCUCAAAUCGCAAGAGCAGUUGGUUCUUCGCUCCGAUAUUGCUCAGAGGCAAGCUGCUGUUUUGCCCAAGGGAUUGGAAGCGAGAACCAAAGAUCGCGCCUUGUUUGUGAAAUGGACACCGCAAUUGAAGGUGCUUGCACAUCCUUCGGUGGGAGGAUUUCUGACGCACAGCGGGUGGAAUUCAACAUUGGAAAGCAUAAGCAUGGGAGUGCCCAUGAUUGGUUGGCCUUACUUCGCUGAUCAGUUCCUCAAUUGCAGAUUCGCCAAAGAUGUAUGGAAGGUCGGCUUAGAUUUUAAGGACGUGGACAUUGACGAUGGGAGGUUGGUGAGAAGAGAAGAGAUAAAGAGUGCAGUUGUGAGUGUGAUGGAGAGCGAGGAGUUGCAGAAGAAAGCCGCGGACCUCAAAGAGGCGGCAACGAAAGCAGUGAUGGCAGGAGGUUCUUCUUUUAACAACAUAAUCAGCUUCAUCAACGAUAUGUUCAAACAUGCUAAAUCGCAGUCUUCCGUGCACUGUGAGGAAACACGUGAAAAAGAUGGCAAUAUGCACUAG
Cryptomeria japonica (Japanese cedar) is the source of this 1122-nucleotide messenger RNA. RefSeq names its product linamarin synthase 1-like. Lineage: Eukaryota; Viridiplantae; Streptophyta; Pinopsida; Cupressales; Cupressaceae. The transcript has 2 exons. Gene Ontology annotation, molecular function: UDP-glycosyltransferase activity. The record is from RefSeq and is a predicted model, not a curated record. Bases 1 to 1122 code for a protein of 373 amino acids.